Messenger RNA from Malassezia restricta, 939 nucleotides. Its product is annotated as GDSL-like lipase/acylhydrolase. The transcript has a single exon. Lineage: Eukaryota; Fungi; Basidiomycota; Malasseziomycetes; Malasseziales; Malasseziaceae. The record is from RefSeq and is a predicted model, not a curated record. The coding region runs from base 1 to 939 and encodes 312 amino acids. Gene Ontology annotation, molecular function: hydrolase activity, acting on ester bonds.
AUGCGGUUUCAGGCAGGAUGGCUUGGUGUAUGCGCCGCUUUCAUGUCGGCCUUAGCUGCGCAGAUGCCUAUGGACACUCGUAUCGAUAGAAGCUAUUCCAGCGUUGUUGUAUUUGGCGAUUCUCUUGUCGAUAAUGGCAAUGGCACCUACCAGCUGACGAACCGCGAAUGGCCUGCGCCUUGCUGUACAUGGCAGGGUCGAUUUUCGAGUGGGCCUACGUGGCCUGAGGAGCUCGCAGGCCUCCUGCAGGUGUCGCAAGUUCAGGAUUUUGCCUAUGGCGGUUCGACCUCGAACAACAAGAACGUACAGGGCAAGUCAGGAUACAAUGAAUCCAUCCCUGUGCCAGAUCUUGUGACGCAGGUGUCGAAAUACCUUCACACAGCUAAGGAUCAGAGGGCUGACCCGCAUGCCGUAUACAUCUUGUCGACUGGCUCGAAUGACUUGUACUACGGCUCACAAAAGAGCCUUCAUUUGCUCAAGAUGGCCGACCAGGCAGUAGACACAAUUAAGUGUGAAGCUAAGAAACUAAUCGACCUUGGUGCGAACACUGUCGUGCUGACCUCGAUUACUGACAUGGGACUGACGCCAUCUUUCCGACACUAUGGCAAUUUGGUCAUGCGUGGCGGUUCCAACGCGUACAUGUUGCGAUUCAAUCAAAAUAUUCGCGAGGCUGUCAAGGAGCUUCAGCAACCAAAUAUCCAGGUGAUGCUGGCUGAUCUAUACAAAUACAGUGAAGAUAUUUACAAGUCGGCGAAACGGCACGGUAUCAAAAAUACCACAGACGCAUGUCUGCAGGGCUUCUCCAAGACAGAAAAGCAGCACGGCGUCAAGAAGCACAAGUGCGAUAACCCAGACGAAUACCUGUACUGGGACCUCUUUCACCCCACGAAUCGUGCGCACCAAUUGUUGGCACAGGCCGUCAAGUCAGACCUGUUUUGA